AUGAGACUCAACCGUGUUGCGCGCUCUGCUGAGGGUGGAGAGACAGAGGGCGCAUCACCACUGCGUCACUCUGCCCAACUGGCGGUCUAUAAUGUUGUUCCCACAGGACUCCUGGGUGGACUUAUCCAGGUGGUCGAUAACGCACCGUCGCUGUUUUUCAUUUACUCGCAAUUCGCCAAGGCCAAAUUCGCGCAAUGUGCGUCGCGUAUUCUCAAGAGCAAUGGAAUUCUACCGAACACGCCUUCCGCCAAAUGGCCACCAGAGCUCCAGGCCGAAGUAUACGAUACGCUUGUAUCCACAAUCCCGCCGAAUCUGCUGCACCGGCAGGUCAUGGGUGCAGCACUAAGCCCGGCGCAUUUGCACAUGGCAUCGCGCAACAUGGUCAAGACAAUAGCCAUGUCAUCUAUGGCAGGCUAUAUCCUGGGGCUCGGGGACCGCCAUCUAGACAACCUACUUGUGGAUGUCAGUCGUGGCCAACUUGUGUCGAUCGACUUCAAUGUGUGCUUCGACUUUGGUGGCAUAUCACGCGUUCCUGAGCAAGUGCCAUUCCGCAUGACG
This is a messenger RNA of Linderina pennispora, 558 nucleotides long. Its product is annotated as kinase-like protein. The record is from RefSeq and is a predicted model, not a curated record. Gene Ontology annotation, molecular function: kinase activity. Gene Ontology annotation, cellular component: nucleus. The annotation marks the transcript as partial. NCBI's taxonomy places the organism in Eukaryota, Fungi, Kickxellomycota, Kickxellomycetes, Kickxellales, Kickxellaceae. The transcript has 2 exons.